UUCUUGCGGAAGGAGGAGCACCAUUUUCUUCUUGUUAAUGGCUCAAGAUAGUUUCACUGCUGAAUCACCUCGCAGAAAGACAGGUCUUUUGAGAGAUCAAGUCCAGUUGGUAAAGAGAAAGGAUUGCGAUCGUUAUGAAAUUGUUCCAAUUCAAGAUUCAUUAUCUGUUGAAAAAGGUUUCUUUGUAGUAAUUCGUGCUUGUCAAUUGCUGGCCCAAAAGAAUCAUGGAAUUAUUUUGGUUGGUGUUGCUGGUCCCUCUGGGGCUGGGAAGACUGUAUUUACUGAGAAGGUGCUCAAUUUUAUGCCAAGCAUUGCAGUUAUAUCAAUGGACAACUAUAAUGAUUCAAGUCGCAUCAUUGAUGGGAAUUUUGAUGAUCCACGCCUAACAGAUUAUGACACUUUGCUGGAAAACAUUCAUGGUCUGAAAGAAGGGAAGUCUGUUCAGGUGCCAAUAUAUGAUUUCAAGCUGAGCUGCCGCACAGGAUACAGGACGGUAGAUGUUCCUAGCUCUCGAAUUGUAAUUAUUGAAGGAAUCUAUGCUUUGAGUGAAAAGUUGCGGCCUCUACUAGACCUACGUGUUUCUGUGACAGGCGGCGUACAUUUUGACCUUGUGAAAAGGGUUCUAAGAGACAUCCAACGUGCGGACCAAGAACCUGAAGAAAUAAUUCAUCAAAUCUCUGAAACGGUGUAUCCAAUGUACAAGGCCUUUAUCGAACCAGAUCUGCAAACUGCACAUAUAAAAAUCAUCAACAAGUUUAAUCCAUUCUCAGGCUUUCAGAAUCCAACUUAUAUUCUAAAGUCAUCAAGGAUAUUAUCAGUGGAUCAAAUCAAGGCUGUUAUUUCCAAAGAACACGCAGAAAGUACGGAAGAGACUUAUGAUAUAUACUUACUGCCCCCAGGUGAAGAUCCAGAAGCUUGCCAAUCUUAUCUGAGAAUGCGAAAUAAGGAUGGAAAAUAUAAUCUUAUGUUUGAGGAAUGGGUAACAGAUAAUCCCUUCAUCAUAUCACCUAGGAUUACUUUUGAAGUUAGUGUGCGCCUUCUUGGCGGGUUGAUGGCCUUGGGAUACAGCAUUGCAGCUAUUCUGAAAAGAAGUAGCCACGUGUUUUCUGAUGAUAGGGUCAUUGUGAAGAUUGAUUGGUUAGAACAGCUUAAUCGGCGUUAUAUUCAGGUGCAAGGAAGAGAUCGGCUCAUUGUCAAGUACAUGGCGGAGCAGUUGGGCUUGGAAGGUUCUUAUAUUCCUCGCACGUAUAUUGAGCAGAUUCAACUAGAAAAGCUCGUGAAUGAAGUUAUGGCAUUACCAGAUGACUUGAAGACUCAGCUUAGCAUAGAUGAAGAUCUGGUUUCUAGUCCCAAAGAAGCACUUUCUCGAGCUUCUGCUGACAUGGUUUCUUCCAUGAGAAAUAAGCAUCUCAAGAGUGGUUUAUCGCAUUCCUAUUCAACACUGCGGGACAAACAUCUGUCUAAGCUUACCAGGCUUACUGUCAGCAGCAGAAGAUUUGAUGGACAAACCCCUGAGUCACCUACGGUCAACCAGGGUGUGAUUACUCAGCUCUCAGAACAGAUUUCAACUCUGAAUGAAAGGAUGGAUGAGUUUACCUCCCGAAUCGAAGAAUUGAACUCCAAGUUCAGCGCAUGGAAACCGUCUAUAAGCCACCAAAACCUCUCUCUUCAGGGUGAAACCUGUAAUGGCUUUGCACCCACAUCUUUAUUCAUGCCUGGCUUAGGCAAUGGUACCUUGUUACCCAAUUCAUCAUCUUCUUCUCAACUGAGUAAAGAUUCUCAAUUAAUGGAAGAGUUCAUGCUCAUCACCCGAGGCCAGCGUCAAAUCGUGCAUCAAUUGGAAAAUCUCUCCAACUUGGUUCAUGAGCGCUCGGCGGAGUUGACCCAUCAAGGAAGAACUAGCAGCAGAUGUAGAAUGCUAGAUUUGGAUUUGAUUGGGAAUCCACUUGUCCUCAUGAUGGCAAUAGGUGGCGUUGGGGUGUUUUUGCUCAAGGGUCUACGCCACAAAUGAGUCAACUGAAGCCCGAAAUACCAUUCCUCACUCUUGCCAGGAGCCUUUUUUUUUUCUUUUCUUUUUAAUAACGACAGAACCAUGCAAGCAGCUCAUCAUGACGUCUGAUUAACAGUGUGCAAUCACCACCCCAUUGCGAUCCUCCCAUGGUGGUUUAAUUUAGAGCUCACAUCAAAAAGCAGGGCUAUGUGGUGCUCUCAGUUUUUUCAGAAGGGCCGUAGUCAAAUUUGUAUAUUUGCACAUAGAAAUUCACAAACUCAAAAUAAUGAUGUGGUAACGUCCACUCGAUCCCCUUCUUCUAAAUUUUCUUCUCCGCUUUUUAUGA
Molecule: messenger RNA, 2336 nt
Organism: Elaeis guineensis (African oil palm)
Lineage: Eukaryota; Viridiplantae; Streptophyta; Magnoliopsida; Arecales; Arecaceae
Product: inorganic pyrophosphatase TTM2
Molecular function (GO): ATP binding; kinase activity
Source: RefSeq, a predicted model, not a curated record